GUACGUACAGCAUGUUCUCGGGCUAAUAUCCGCCAGAAAACCAGGCCUGGUCGUUGUUUAGCGUAUUUUUCUAGUGGGUGGGCUCUGUUGCAGCGUACCUGAAUCAGGCUCCCCGUCCCUAGCUCGCCCCUCCCCUCCCCCAGCUGGCGCGUGCGCUGGUUGUUUUUAGCUGCCCCCUCCCUUGUCCUGGUAGCUCUCCCGUGGGCACGUUGUAUGGAAGAGGUACUUGUUUUUCAAUAUUUUUAACCUGCGAGGUCAUGUCUUUGCAUGGCCCUGGCUGGGCCUGCAUUAGCUUGUCUCCUCCUGCACCGGUACCUGUCCCUUAUUAUUUUUACUAUUUUUUUUGUUCACUUUAAUCGUCCCUAAUUUUCCGUAUGCCUCCCUUCGUUGUCACCUGCUUUUCUACAUUUGCUGCACUGUACACUGUACUCCCUCCAGCACUGCACCACCACUACCACCACCACGCCUCGCUCUAGCGCCGCUCGUUAUCCACUGUCCACUAUUUGACUCGGGGAUUUAUUACUGGCCCGCCGCCUACGCCCACGAUCGCAAAAGGCGACUAGAAGCCUUCCUCUCUAAGUUCUAUUACGCCCCCCGCCUCCCUUCGCUGGAGACCCCAUCGCCAAAUAUCCGCCGCCCCAAAUCUCCUCUUCCCUCUUCCUCUUCUUGCCCAGCACGCUUUCAAAGGCCUUCGCUCGUCUCUUCUUCGCUCUUGGCAUAUAAUCUUUUCUUUUUUAUAAUUACUGCCUAAUGAGCCGAAACACCUAAGACAACGCAACACAACCAUUCAUCUUCGUGGACAUCCAGCAUCAUCGAUCGGGUAGCCGCCCAUCGCCCGCCCUCUGAUCGACACCAACUGCCGCUUCGCCGCAAUCACCAGCUCUAACCUCGCGCAGCCAAGUUCGAGCUACCUCACCAGCAUGACGCUAUAAUUAUUCAUCCUUUUCCCGCUUGUUCUGAAUCCUCCGCCCAUUGUUCAACAGCUGCGGCAAGCUCCCCUUCACCAUGAACUUUCUCGACGGUUACUUGCUGGUGCCUCCAGAGCGAGGGCAGCUCAUCAACCGCUCCAGUUGGAAGGAGCGUUACAUAACUGUUGGUCGACGCCCGCUGUUCCCAGGCAGAGAUCGGAUCCCAGCUAGCUCUUCUCGCAUCCUGGCUUCUGGUCACCGCCCGACAGCUUCUAUUGCUACAGAUGAUAUAUUCCUGUCAGUCUUCAAGUUCAAAGACGACUAUGAGCCCAUACAGCAAUGGCCAGUCCGAACUGUCUCCGACUGUCAAGUGCAGCUACUGGCGUAUAAAAAGCAGGGACCUCUCUUGCCGACUCUAGUCAUUAAUAUAUCCGACAAAGAACGCAAAAGACGAUCCAGCAGAGCAGCCGGUCUCGUCUCGACCAACAAGGAAUCCGGUGCCAAUACAUUGUGGUUCAGAAUGGCACAGGAUGAGCCGCACCCCAGUCUUCACGAAUGGGCUCGAUUUAUUAUGUCAAAGGCAUCGAUAGACGCUCCUAGUCCUAUUUCGCCAGCAUUUACAUCACCCUUUGCUACUAGACCCCGAGAGGGCUCCGACUCCUACCACCGUCCUGGUAGCGGCAGUAACACAGGCAAGCCAUCUGACCGUGCAUUGCAGCACAAGAGUUCGACAGCGACCUACUCUACCGGCCCAAGAGAUCGUCAGACGACAUUUAGCUCCGAAUCUCCAAGCCUGCGUUCCAAACGAAGCGACGUCUCAUCCCCUUCAAGCAGCCACAACCAUGGCAUGAAAUACCCCACACCAGGCCGUCCUGCGGCAGAAUACAACGGCGAGUUUAUCGAAGGAUGGACAUCCGCACAAGGCCGAGCCGGCGUGACUUCUCCUACACGCCAGUUAGAAAUGCCGCCUCCUACUGCAGCUGAUGUCAACGCACCACCAGCCCCCGGCGAGACUAUCUUGGACAGAGCCUUUAAGUUGGGCCAUAUUCCUUUUGCCGAGGAGCAUAUUCCAGGCCAAGAAAAGCUCAGCUCCAUCGCGCGUUUCGAUGCACUCAUGCGUGAGGCAGAAGACAAGCGCAAACAGCGAGAGGCAGAGGAACGACGAGAGCAAAUGGCGAUGCGUAGUGCAUUCGACGAUGACGAUAGUUCGGACGAAUCCGCCUCGGAGGACUCGGAAAUCUCGAGUGACGAUGAAGAGCUGGAUACUUCCAAGCCCCUCAUGUCCCCUAGUGCUGAAAGAGCUUUGGCGUUCAUCGCUAGCCGCCAUGGAGAAGAACAACCCGCAUCCAAGCAUCGGCCCUCCGCCUCUCGCAACCACCUAAGCUUCCAUGCCAGCUCCAGCAGCAUCAGCCAGCUUGCUCCGGCCCGUCCUCAUACAUCACAUGCCAAGGCCAGACCUAUUAAUGGCCGUACGCAAAGCACUCCUCAGCUGGUUCCUCUCGCAGCCCCAGAUGCAUCUACGCUACCACGCAGAGUCAACACCGAGAAGCGACACUCUCACAACAGCAACCGCCUGAGCGUGAGCGACAUCACAAAACGCCUCUCAAGCAGCAGCAGCCUACUACUCGUUCAGACCAAUGUUAGCGGGGGCAGCAGUCGCGCCAGCAUGGAGAUCGAACCCAACAAUGCCGCUACGCACCGAACCAACCUUGCUGUCCGCCCAUCACCCAACCGACGUGACGAGCAGCAGCGAAAAUGCGCUGGCUGGCGUGGUAGCGUCGUUGGUGUGGUCGGCACUGAAGGUGGCUUCCUCUAAAGCACAGACACGCUCUCGUACGAUACAACAUCUCUUCCUCAUUUACGCCUUAUCUCAAAACCACACUCCCCCCAUAUGAUACCAAUUUGUCUCUGGUUCCGAGGGCUCUAUACCAUAAUAUGACCCCCCGCUCUUCUCCUUCCACUUCUCUUACGACGCUUACGACACGGCCCCCCUCCAAAUACCAAGCGACGCUUCAUUACUUAUUUGCCUUUUGUUUCCUUGUCAUUGUUUCUUUCCACCUUCUGAACGUCUUGAUGAGAAAGCUUUGCAUUUUAGCGAUUCCAUCCUGUUUUACAAUGGUUACAUUUUAGACGUCGACCUCUUUUUUGGCUAUAUAUCUUCUCCUUGUACAUGUAUCUCUUCUUAGUUGAUAGCAGCAUUCUUUGAGGAUGCAAAGAAUCGAAAAUGUAAGAUUUGUUCACCUAUGAAAACAAUUUGCAAGUCACUUGAGAAGUUCCGUGAAUCUGUAAAAAAAAACACAAACAUUAUGCCAUUCUGCUGUACCUACCUGAAUAUGCUAGUUAAACAGUCUAUCGCUUUUUAUCGUUUAAUUUCCCCUUUUUUUCCUCCCAUCAGCCUCAAAAACAAACAAAAAAAAUCAAAAUAUGCAAUAUGGUUCAGAUUUUCAAAAGUCACCCAUUGACACGCCAAACACACGUGUCAUCCUAUAGGCAUCGCUACUGUUCUUUUAUGAAAGGUAUUGAGCAAUGGCCUGCUGCUGGUCCGCAGGCAAACGCUCCGAAAUGAAGCCGGCAAUAGCGCCGUUGUGACGAGUGUUGGCAGCAGCCAUAUACUGCUUAACCCAGUCUGGCACGUUCUGGACCUCGGGGAAGUCGUCUCUGGCAACAGCCUUGCAGGUGUUGAGAGCUGUGAAGGACAUGCCGAAGCCAAUGUCGUCCAGAGACUGCUCGCUCACAAUGUCGUCGCCGACACCAGCAGCGACAACAGGGGCGUUGGCAAGAAGCGAUAGAAGGAUGCGGCAGGUGUUGCCCCAGCCCUUGGCGAACUUUUGAGCAAAGAUUUGCGAGUCACACAGAGUCUUGGUCAGUGAAACGCAAGCAGCCUUACGGUCGACAGGUCGAGCAAGCUUCUCAGUCUCAGCGAGGACAAAGGGAGGGUAGACCUGUGCAAAGGCACGCUCGUCGAGCUUGUCGGAGUGCUUAAUGAAGAAAUCGGCGCCGUAGCCAGCCUCAAGACGGGCACCGACGAGGUGGAAGAAUCGAGCGAAGCGGACCUUGAACGAAUCCGCAGGGUUACUCUGCAGCUUUGUGUAGAUGAGCUGGAGAAUGGUGCCAAAGUAUUGGUCAACGACAGC
Molecule: messenger RNA, 4042 nt
Organism: [Torrubiella] hemipterigena
Lineage: Eukaryota; Fungi; Ascomycota; Sordariomycetes; Hypocreales; Clavicipitaceae
Source: the annotation of a GenBank genome assembly